Verticillium dahliae VdLs.17 is the source of this 746-nucleotide messenger RNA. RefSeq lists its product as uncharacterized. The transcript has 2 exons. The record is from RefSeq and is a predicted model, not a curated record. NCBI's taxonomy places the organism in Eukaryota, Fungi, Ascomycota, Sordariomycetes, Glomerellales, Plectosphaerellaceae. Bases 26 to 349 code for a protein of 107 amino acids.
UUCAGCUCAGCCGCCUAGGUUGGUGAUGCAACUGCGCGUUUGCAACUGCGGACACGGGCUAGAACUCAGGGCGGCUCAUUUGACAGCGACCAAUCCACAGGGCGCAGCGUCCUUCGCACACACACAUAGACAGAGGCACGAGCACCACUCACACUACCGAGCCCAUCCCAAUAACGCGGAGCGCCUUGCGUGGGCUGCCAAUGCACACCCAGGACACCCACUCACACCUCGUCAGCCGGACCAGAGAGCCUGCACAACCGAAACGCCCGGCCCUUCCCCUCCGGCUCGCCGGGACAUGACAUCAAGUGCAGCCGGCGCAACGCCGCUCUUCGCCCGGGUGGGCAGGUGACUCCAGCACAGGCGCAUUGAUCUCUGGGGUGAAGCAUUCAGUACGUCUCAUUUUUUUUAUUUUUAUUUUUUUGCAACCCGCUUGCCUCCCUGAACUUGCACAUCGCGAUCGAGGAUCACCAGGCAUGGGUCCUCGAGAGUGUGAGGGAAAAAAUUCAAAGGUCCCCUCGGGUGUGUCUUGAUCUUCGCUCUGACGUCUAGCGAGUCGGAGCGGCUGGUGGGCUGGGUUGUGCUAUUCGCCGUCGCUUCGUCGAGCGCCCGCCAAGCGCUCUCGUCCGAUGAUGCGCGAAACAUGCUGGGUUGGAUCAGCUUCUCUUCAUGAGACAGAUGGCUUUCUCACCCCAUCCGCCGUGCCUUGUGUCCAGUCAUCCGAUGCGGGUUUCGAAUGCUGCUGAACG